AUGCCAGAAAUAGGUCCAGACUUUGUUAUAGAGGGUGUGGAGAAGAAGGCAAUUAUAAGCACAUGUGAUUCUCACCAAGGAGAAUACCAAAGGAAACUGUAUAGAGAGCUGCUACGAAAUUACAAUCGCCUUGAACGACCCGUGGUGAAUGACUCACAGCCUUUGCUUGUAGAACUGCAACUUUCAUUGCUUCAGAUUAUUGAUGUGGAUGAAAAGAAUCAAGUUCUGAUUACAAAUGCCUGGCUUCAAAUUUAUUGGAAUGAUUUCUACUUAACUUGGGAUCAAAAUGAAUAUCCAGGUGUUCAGACACUUCGCUUUCCUUCAGAUCAGAUCUGGGUUCCUGAUAUACUUCUAUACAACAGUGCAGAUGAAAGAUUUGAUGCAACUUUUCACACUAAUGUUUUGGUGAAUUCUUCAGGUGCCUGUCAAUAUAUCCCACCAGGCAUUUUAAAGAGCACUUGCUAUAUUGAUGUUCGAUGGUUUCCUUUUGAUGUACAAAAGUGUAAAUUAAAAUUUGGAUCUUGGACUCACAAUGGCUGGUUACUCGACUUGCAGAUGCUUGACGCCGAUAUCUCAAAUUAUAUAUCUAAUGGAGAAUGGGAUCUUGUAGAUGUGCCAGGCAAAAGGAAUGAAUUGUAUUACGAGUGCUGUAAAGAGCCAUAUCCUGACGUGACAUAUACUGUAACCAUGCGCAGACGAACACUGUACUACGGCCUAAAUUUACUAAUACCCUGUGUUCUUAUAUCUGGAUUGGCGUUGCUAGUAUUCCUGUUACCAGCAGAUUCAGGAGAGAAGAUUUCACUAGGAAUCACUGUUCUGUUGUCCCUGACUGUAUUUAUGCUGUUAGUAGCUGAGAUUAUGCCUGCAACAUCUGAUUCUGUUCCUCUGAUUGCUCAGUAUUUUGCAAGCAUCAUGGUAAUAGUCGGCCUGUCUGUAGUGGUUACCGUGCUUGUUUUGCAGUUUCACCAUCAUGAUCCUCAAGCAGGAAAAAUGCCAAAAUGGGUCCGAGUUAUUCUGUUGAAUUGGUGUGCCUGGUUUUUAAGAAUGAGAAAACCUGGAGAAAAUAGAAGGCCGCUUCCAUGUAAAUAUAUUUAUCCAAAUCAUCAUUCGAGUAUUAGUAGUAUUGAAAUGAACAUAGCACCGGGUCGCCAGUCUAGCAAUGGCAACAUAGUCUAUUGUGGAUACCACACUUUAGAGAGUCCAUGUUGUCCUCCAAACAGCGACUCAGGAGUAAUGUGCGGACGAGUGACCUGCCCUUCUCUAGAAGACAGCGAGAUUCUUCAAAGGAAAUCCUUACUGGAAGGCAUGCCAGAAAUUGCCAAGAUUUUAGAGGAAGUCCAGUACAUUGCAAGGCGCUUCAGGGAACACGACCAAGGGGAGGAAAUUUGUAGCGAGUGGAAGUUUGCUGCGGCAGUCAUAGACCGCUUGUGUCUUGUGGCAUUUUCUCUCUUUGCCAUUAUCUGCACAAUUACAAUUCUGAUGUCGGCCCCAAACUUUAUAGAAGCAGUUACCAAGGAUUUCACAUAA
Molecule: messenger RNA, 1527 nt
Organism: Bombina bombina (fire-bellied toad)
Lineage: Eukaryota; Metazoa; Chordata; Amphibia; Anura; Bombinatoridae
Product: neuronal acetylcholine receptor subunit alpha-7-like
Exons: 10
Coding region: 1-1527 (508 amino acids)
Biological process (GO): nervous system process; monoatomic ion transmembrane transport; chemical synaptic transmission
Cellular component (GO): synapse; postsynaptic membrane; neuron projection
Molecular function (GO): acetylcholine-gated monoatomic cation-selective channel activity; transmembrane signaling receptor activity
Source: RefSeq, a predicted model, not a curated record